Molecule: messenger RNA, 2084 nt
Organism: Gorilla gorilla gorilla (western lowland gorilla)
Lineage: Eukaryota; Metazoa; Chordata; Mammalia; Primates; Hominidae
Gene: FBXO9
Product: F-box protein 9
Exons: 15
Coding region: 176-1543 (455 amino acids)
Biological process (GO): SCF-dependent proteasomal ubiquitin-dependent protein catabolic process
Cellular component (GO): SCF ubiquitin ligase complex; cytoplasm
Molecular function (GO): protein binding
Source: RefSeq, a predicted model, not a curated record
UGCAGAGACAGGCAGGAGUAGACACCCGGACACCCAGCACCCCUCCUCCGGGGGGCGGUGCAGAGGGGGCACGGAGAGCCCCUCGAGCGCAUCAGGCCGCCCCGCCAGCAUGUAAGUGUUGAGCAAGUUUCAUUUGCUAAUAAGUCUAUUAGCUAACAGACCGAACUGAGGCAACAUGCCAUUUUCACUGGCAGAAGCUGAGGAAGAUUGUCAUUCUGAUACUGUCAGAGCAGAUGAUGAUGAAGAAAAUGAAAGUCCUGCUGAAACAGAUCUGCAGGCGCAACUCCAGAUGUUCCGAGCUCAGUGGAUGUUUGAACUUGCUCCAGGUGUAAGCUCUAGCAAUUUAGAAAAUCGACCUUGCAGAGCAGCAAGAGGCUCUCUCCAGAAAACAUCGGCAGAUACCAAAGGAAAACAAGAACAGGCAAAAGAAGAAAAGUACUUUGGAUGGUACCACUACUCCUGCAUGGCUUUUUUCUCUGCUCGAGAACUCUUCCUAAAAGCAGUAGAAGAAGAACAAAAUGGAGCUCUCUAUGAAGCCAUCAAGUUUUAUCGUAGGGCUAUGCAACUUGUACCUGAUAUAGAGUUCAAGAUUACUUAUACCCGGUCUCCAGAUGGUGAUGGCGUUGGAAACAGCUACAUUGAAGAUAAUGAUGAUGACAGCAAAAUGGCAGAUCUCUUGUCCUACUUCCAGCAGCAACUCACAUUUCAGGAGUCUGUGCUUAAACUGUGUCAGCCUGAGCUUGAGAGCAGUCAGACUCACAUAUCAGUGCUGCCAAUGGAGGUCCUGAUGUACAUCUUCCGAUGGGUGGUGUCUAGUGACUUGGACCUCAGAUCAUUGGAGCAGUUGUCGCUGGUGUGCAGGGGAUUCUACAUCUGUGCCAGAGACCCUGAAAUAUGGCGUCUGGCCUGCUUGAAAGUUUGGGGCAGAAGCUGUAUUAAACUUGUUCCGUACACGUCCUGGAGAGAGAUGUUUUUAGAACGGCCUCGUGUUCGGUUUGAUGGAGUAUAUAUCAGUAAAACCACAUAUAUUCGUCAAGGGGAACAGUCUCUUGAUGGUUUCUAUAGAGCCUGGCACCAAGUGGAAUAUUACAGGUACAUAAGAUUCUUUCCUGAUGGCCAUGUGAUGAUGUUGACAACCCCUGAAGAGCCUCAGUCCAUUGUUCCACGUUUAAGAACUAGGAAUACCAGGACUGAUGCAAUUCUACUGGGUCACUAUCGCUUGUCACAAGACACAGACAAUCAGACCAAAGUAUUUGCUGUAAUAACUAAGAAAAAAGAAGAAAAACCACUUGACUAUAAAUACAGAUAUUUUCGUCGUGUUCCUGUACAAGAAGCAGAUCAGAGUUUUCAUGUGGGGCUACAGCUAUGUUCCAGUGGCCACCAGAGGUUCAACAAACUCAUCUGGAUACAUCAUUCUUGUCACAUUACUUACAAAUCAACUGGUGAGACUGCAGUCAGUGCUUUUGAGAUUGACAAGAUGUACACCCCCUUGUUCUUCGCCAGAGUAAGGAGCUACACAGCUUUCUCAGAAAGGCCUCUGUAGAGCCUCAAGUCCAGUCCUCUAUCACUUUUGCAUGAAUUAAAGUAUAUAGCGCAAAAGAGCACCUAAGUUAUAAAUGUGUGUGUGUGUAUAUAUAUAUAUAUAUACGUAUAUAUAUAUAUGUAUACGUAUAUAUAUAUAUAUAUGGAAUUGGAACUUAUUUUAAAUUGUUGGAGUUCUUUUAAGAAGAAUAGAAAUUGAUUAUUUUUUUUAUUUAAAGGGAUAGUUGAUUCUUGGGGUGUUUUGAAAUUAAGUUGGAAUUAAGUUGCUUAAGCAUAUUUAUGUUGUGAGAAACCUUAAUAUGAGGUUUAUCAUGCCCUUUUUCAAGCAGAUUUAUGAGCAGAUUUCUGUCACAUAAGUCGUCUUCUGCUUGAGUAUCCUAAUAUUUCAAUGCAUCAGGGGAGCGCUCCACUGGAUAAGCAUUUUAUUUCCCGCAUGGCAUAAUGUUUUUGCACUAAAGGCUCAAAGUGUGAGAACCUGUUCUGGAUUUGUUUGAAAUUAUUUCACCAAUAAAGAUCAUAAAUAAAUGUUUCUUUCAAGAAAA